This is a messenger RNA of Penicillium malachiteum, 1029 nucleotides long. RefSeq lists its product as uncharacterized. Lineage: Eukaryota; Fungi; Ascomycota; Eurotiomycetes; Eurotiales; Aspergillaceae. The record is from RefSeq and is a predicted model, not a curated record. The coding region runs from base 1 to 1029 and encodes 342 amino acids. The transcript is spliced from 2 exons.
AUGGCGCCACGAAAGAAAUCAGUAUCGGUCAACGAAUCGCCCAAGCAGGACUUCACCGAAGCUCUGGCGCCCGUGGUUCCACAUCUGGCGCGCAUCCCCACACCAGCUCGCUUUCUCCUGGUGGUUCUGAGCAGUCUGGCUCUGAGCUCUGUGCUAUUCACCCUAACUUCUGGACUGACAGUUGGAGACCUUGGUUUGAUCAGCAAGCAUCUGGAGGAAUGGUGGGAAGUUGCAGGGCUAAUGAGCUGGAGAGCUGUGGAGGUUGGACUUGUUUGGGUUCUGGGAUUCGACAGCUGGGAUGUUUUAUCGUUUCUCUACCUCACCCACCUGCCUACCUACUCGCUCUUGACAUUCUUCUACAAUGUCAGACCAACAUCUGCGCUCAUAUCCUACACAAUUACGGUCUCUUCAAUUGUGAUCCCAUUCUUCUUCCUGCGCAGUCCCGCGUCCGUCCAUAAUCUUUCGCACGCUCCCUCGGGCGCAGUUGCCAACCGAUCUAUCCUGCAAGACCGCCCCACAGCCAUUUACACCACCCUCGCGGCAACUUCUAUCUUUACAGUUGUUCUAUACGCUAGCUAUGCCUCCUGGCUUCCCACCAUGCUGGUUGUGCACUUCGAGAGUAUUCCCGACAUUAGCGCCGCGCAUGCAGGUCCAGCGGGGUUUCCGAUUCUCUUUUUGACAUUGAUCCCUGCUGGUUAUGCCGUGCGCGACUUUCUUUUCGUCAGCUCUACAGGACAUGACAUAGGCCCGGCUGUCGAAGAAUCACAGCCUACGGAUCAUGAUAGUCAAUACAUCGUCAUCAGUGUAUAUUGCAGGACUGUGGGCCAGUUGUCGGCAAAGACUAGAAUUCUCGCUUCUCGGACUCUGAUCCUCGCUGCUGGUGUAUUGCUCAAUACCGUUGUGCAAGUUGCAGGUACCAUUAGAGAAGUCUCUGUCGAGGGUGCGUCUCUCUGGGGUGCUGUCUGGUCGGUUGCGACGCUGGCUGUUGGUGCUUUGUUUGGGUGGAUUGAGGCCGUGGAGGGACUAUGA